AUUGUGUCCUUUCCUCGGCUGCUCAGGCUCCUCAAGAAGCAGUUCUUCCACCGAGCGCUCAAAGUGAUGAAGAAGAAGUCUGAGAAAGACGCCAAGAAGGACAAGAAGUCCAAGGGUGACAGUGGCAAGGAGGAAGACAAAAAGGGGAAGAAGGACAAAGACAAGAAGAAGGAGGUGACGGAUGCUGGUGAAGCCAAGAAGGACAAGAGUGACGACAGUCCCAAGAAGAAGAAGGAGGUGAAGAAGAAGUUCAAACUGGAGCUGCACGAGGAGCAGCUCUUCCUGGACGGAAACGAGGUCUAUGUGUGGAUUUACGACCCCGUCCACUUCAAAACCUUCGCCAUGGGGCUGGUCCUGGUGAUUGCCGUGAUCGCCGCCACGCUCUUCCCGCUGUGGCCUGCAGAGAUGCGCGUGGGCGUCUACUACUUGAGCGUGGCAGCCGGCUGCUUCGUGGCCAGCAUUCUGCUCCUCGCCAUCGGUAAGAACGCUCGCCUCGCUCUCAUUUUCCAGCCGCCGCCAGUCUAGAAAAAGAAGGAAA
Messenger RNA from Hippocampus comes (tiger tail seahorse), 538 nucleotides. Its product is annotated as translocation protein SEC62-like. The record is from RefSeq and is a predicted model, not a curated record. The transcript is spliced from 4 exons. Gene Ontology annotation, cellular component: endoplasmic reticulum membrane; endoplasmic reticulum. NCBI's taxonomy places the organism in Eukaryota, Metazoa, Chordata, Actinopteri, Syngnathiformes, Syngnathidae. Gene Ontology annotation, biological process: post-translational protein targeting to membrane, translocation. The annotation marks the transcript as partial.